UGUGUCAUGAAACUUAAUCCACCACAAGCUGCAUUAUAUGGUGAUUGCAUUCUGACCGUGCUACUGAGUGACAAAGAUCAGCUUGAUGGUGAUGUAGUGUAUUACCUGCUGUUUAGUGGAUCCUCUUGUAGGCAUCUCACAAGUACAAAGAAGAUAAACUCUGAAAGCUUGCAGACUGUUACACCUGCACAUGAUUGUUGUGAACCUGUAAAAGUUUCACUUUAUGCCUCCAAGGCAGGGAGCCCAGCCUUGUUGGUGACAGAAGAAAGUUUCCAGUUUGUUCAGGAUGAAGCUUAUGAUGCAGCACAGUUCCUAGCAACCAGUGUUGGAAAUGCAGAAUCACUGGAGAGCAGUAGACUUUUAGAUGAACUUCAGAUAUCUUCAAGAGAUAUUCAAGUGCUUGACAACAAAGUGACCUUGGCUUUUCAUCACCUGACUUUACCUGCAGGAUGGAAUGUGCUUGGACUGAAGCAGCCUUUAACAGAAGGUGUCCCCCGGGAGACACUGAUGCAUUUUGCAGCAAGGCUGGGUCUGUUGAGGUUGGCCUGGUUUCUGUUACAACAAGCAGGUGGAAAAGAAGCUCUUAGUAUACAGAACAGUGGAGGGGCCACGCCUGCAAACUUGGCCUUAGAGAGAGGCUUUCAGAAGCUACAUGAGCUCUUUACUCAAGAAGGAGGUACUGAGUUAGAAGGGUAUAUCACUGCUUCUCAAGUCAUAGCAUCUGGGGACUAUUCGGUGAGACAUCAUCAAGAAUUAGACAUUUACUCAUUAACUGUGAAGUCACAGCUAGGAGUACAGUAUGGGAGUGUGGAUCAUGAUAUCCAAGAACUGCAAAAGUACAUGAAGUGGCAUUCACAGCAGCAGCAGCAGCAGCAGCAGAAGCAAAACAUGGAGAAAAUUAAUAGUUUGCACUGUUUAUUUACUAAUGUAGUAAUGGGUGUGGCGUACUGUCCGAACAGCUGGGUUGCAAAAGUCAUUUACUUGCACAGUGAAGCCUUAACCAUUGUUAUAAAUGAAGAGAAUGAUGCUGCUGAUAGGGAAUUUUCUUGCAUUUUGAAACACACAGAAAGUGAUGGUGUUGUACUAGGAGUCCUCUCAUAA
Molecule: messenger RNA, 1101 nt
Organism: Protopterus annectens (West African lungfish)
Lineage: Eukaryota; Metazoa; Chordata; Ceratodontiformes; Protopteridae
Product: A-kinase anchor protein 13-like
Exons: 6
Coding region: 7-1101 (364 amino acids)
Biological process (GO): adrenergic receptor signaling pathway; positive regulation of canonical NF-kappaB signal transduction; regulation of Rho protein signal transduction
Cellular component (GO): membrane; actin cytoskeleton
Molecular function (GO): MAP kinase scaffold activity
Source: RefSeq, a predicted model, not a curated record